Molecule: messenger RNA, 1525 nt
Organism: Morus notabilis
Lineage: Eukaryota; Viridiplantae; Streptophyta; Magnoliopsida; Rosales; Moraceae
Product: ammonium transporter 3 member 1
Exons: 3
Coding region: 59-1510 (483 amino acids)
Biological process (GO): ammonium transmembrane transport
Cellular component (GO): plasma membrane
Molecular function (GO): ammonium channel activity
Source: RefSeq, a predicted model, not a curated record
CUUUCACCCAAAAAAAAACUCUCCACCGAGUUUCAUACCUCAAACCAACUCAAAUAUCAUGACGAGCCUGCCGGAGAACCUCAUCGCCGACGCUGAAAGCCCGGAGUGGAUGAGCAAGGGCGACAACGCGUGGCAGCUGACGGCGGCUACGCUGGUGGGCCUCCAGAGCGUGCCGGGCCUGGUGAUCCUCUACGGAAGCAUAGUGAAGAAGAAAUGGGCCUUGAACUCGGCCUUCAUGGCCUUGUACGCCUUCGCCGCCGUAGUGAUCUGCUGGGUUGGGUGGGCCCACGAGAUGUCGUUCGGGAAAAGGCUCCUCCCCUUCCUGGGCAGGCCCAGCACCGCUCUGGGCCAGAAGUUCCUCCUGGAGAGGGCGUUCUUGGGCCGGAUUCCCAACGCCAGCAUGGUAUAUUUCCAGUUGGUGUUCGCGGCCAUAACGACGAUCCUGAUUGGCGGGGCGUUGCUGGGGAGAAUGAGUUUCCAGGCGUGGAUGGUGUUCGUGCCGCUGUGGAUAACAUUCUCUUACACGGUUUGUGCUUAUAGUAUUUGGAAUCCAAGAGGGUGGUUGUCCAGACUGGGGAUUAUUGAUUAUUCCGGUGGCUUUGUCGUCCACUUGUCUUCUGGUGUUGCUGGCUUCACCGCCGCUUACUGGGUGGGACCAAGGGCAAGCAGGGACAGGCAGAGGUUCCCACCAAACAACAUCCUCCUGAUGUUAGCGGGGGCGGGCCUACUGUGGAUGGGAUGGACUGGAUUCAACGGUGGAGAUCCUUAUUCCGUUAGUGCCGACGCAUCUCUCGCCGUUCUCAACACACACGUGUGUACCGCCACAAGUCUGCUGACGUGGCUGUUGCUUGACAUUAUUUUCUUUGGGAAGCCGUCUGUCAUUGGGGCCACACAGGGCAUGAUCACGGGCCUUGUUUGCAUCACCCCAGCUGCAGGAGUAGUGCAAGGAUGGGCAGCGAUCAUAAUGGGAAUGAUGGCAGGGAGCGUCCCAUGGUACACCAUGAUGAUCCUCCACAGGCAGAUACGCCUCCUCAAGAAAGUGGACGACACCAUGGCCGUCUUCCACACCCACGCCGUCGCCGGCACCCUCGGCGGCCUCCUCACCGGCCUCUUCGCCGAGCCAAAGCUCGGCCGCCUCUUCUACUCGGCCAACAAUUGGCAGCGAUACACCGGCCUCUUCUACGGCCUUAAAACCGGCCAAAUUGCGGCGGGGUUCAGGCAAGUGGGAGUCCAGCUUCUUGGCAUGGUGUUUGUGAUAAUCCUCAACGUGUUCACCACCACGGCGAUAUGCUUGUCCAUAAGGUUUGUGGCCCCCCUUAGACUUGCGGAGGAUGUGAUGCAAACGGGUGAUGAUGCGGUGCAUGGAGAAGAGGCUUAUGCUUUGUGGGGUGACGGUGAAAAGUACAGUUCUAAGUACAAUUCUGUUCAAGCAGUUGAUGAGAUACCCCCUCCUCCUAAUGAGGUGGUGACAAAAAUUGGUUUGUAUGAACUUCAAACGGCUAUUAAAUGAUUAUAUAUAUAUAUA